Molecule: messenger RNA, 2185 nt
Organism: Camponotus floridanus (Florida carpenter ant)
Lineage: Eukaryota; Metazoa; Arthropoda; Insecta; Hymenoptera; Formicidae
Exons: 6
Coding region: 383-1960 (525 amino acids)
Source: RefSeq, a predicted model, not a curated record
CGAAACUCAGUCUGUCUGUGUUCACGGUUCCCGAUGCGGCUUCUGUCACGCCAAUUGUCAAAACGACAGCGCGUAAUAUAACCUCUCCUCCGAGUUUCUCGAUCGUAGGAUCAUAUCCAGUGAACGAUGCUGUCGCUUAUCCCGUGCUCGAUCGUCGUUGAUUUGAAUUUCAAUCGAACGACGAUAACGAUAACAAUGACGUCGACAACGAUAUUUUCGCCAUCCUCCAGUCGAAUAUCCUGAUCAUGCUUAUUUGCAUCCAUGUUAACCUCUUUGAUAUCGUGAAUUCGAGCUUCCAGCAUAAUUCAUUAAAGAAACUCGCGAUUUAAAUUAGUAAAUUUUGAGAAGAGAUACGAAGAUUAUUGAUGAUGAUUGACUCCUUAUGAUGGAUGUGAGCACCGGUAUUAAUGACGAUGUAUCCUUCCGCUUGGGGGAAAUGUUUGACAGUUAUGAAGAACUGGAACAAAAGCUAGACAGAUUUUCAAAGCACAGUCUGGUGCAUUACUGGAGGAGAGAUAGUAGGACUGUGAGUGGAGCUCAUAUGAAGACUGCAAGACCCAUCAGUGAACGAUUAAAAUAUUAUUCUGUCAAAUAUGCUUGCAUUUAUGGUGGCCAGAAAUUCCUACCACGUGGUGCUGGCAGAAGACAAUCUCAAUCUAUACGAACAAAUUGUCCUGCUCACAUUAUGCUCAGAGCAUCUAAAGAUGGCACCAAGUUGGAAGUGACUAGUGUCAAUAAUGAACAUAAUCAUGAAAUUUCAGAAGAACUAUUUAAAAAUCUUCCACAAGAGAGAAAACUCUGUGGUGAAAUUAGACAAGAAGUUCAAGACCUCUUACAAUUGCAUAUUGAUCGUAAGAGACUAAGGGAGUAUGUACGAUUGCGUACUAACAAAGUACUUCGAUCCAAAGAUCUGUUCAACAUAGCAGCAGCUAAUAAGCAGAAGAGAAUCAUCACACCAGAGCGAGCAUAUCAGUUAAUUAAGAAGAUUCAUGACAUUGAAAAAAUGCAGGCUAGAAAUAGCAAUAGAAAGAUAUAUCCUGAAUCUGAAGAUGAAAUAGCGCAAACUAUAAAAAGAAUGAAGAAGGAACAGGAAACUGCCUGGGGUCAAGAUGGAUUAUCGACAGAAUUAGAAGUGAGCGAGGGAAACGAUGGUGAAGAUUCAUAUAGCGGUCAGUUGACGCAAGAAGAAGUAGUCGAUGAAAUCGAUACAAACGAAGAUGAAUUAUUGAGAGCGGACAAUGAAGGUGAUAUAAUAGCAGCCGAUGGAGAAAUAGUAGGUGAAUUGGUAAUGGAGAAUGGCGAUCCAUCAGUGAUAGUCGAGUCUAUCGUUAAUGCGGACGGUUCCGUUUUCGUCGAUGAGAGGGAAUUUAACAAUUACUGCAACAAUCACUUGUCGCACACAGUAGAUGAUAGUCAAUCGCCAAAAUCGCGUGUUUUAGAUAUAGAAGCUAUCGCUUCAACUACCAUAGAGAAAGUCACAAAGGAAACGUCUGUUUCGCCUAAUCACAAGUCGCAAGCUGACUCUUUAACACUGCAACAGUCGCCGAAAUCACCUAACAGUUUUCAUGAAGCGGACUCGAGAAUUUGGAUUAUGAAGGAAAAUACUUCCAUGGAAACGGAACCAGAAAGCGGACCCGAGAGUGAAACUAUGACAACCAAGCAAGUCCCUAUGGUGAAAUCGGAUAUGGAGACGCCUGAAGUAGUAUUGUCCGAUGAAGCGAGUCACCAAUUGCUUCAGGAACAACUGGCGGUAUUGCGCGCCGAAAAAGGGAAACUGUACCACGAAACUGAAGUAUUGAAACUGAAGAAGGACAAGCUGAAGUUGCAAAUUAAUUGCUAUUCAAACGAAAUAAGGAAACAAGAGAUGGAGAGGGAGAAGCUUAGGCUCGAAAUCAAGUUACUUCAGUCUAAAGUUAUGGAAGACACUAACGAUGUAUCACAUUACAUCUUUGUGCCUUAAGUUUUUUGAUUCUAUUGUAAAGUAAUUGUAAAUAGUACCUUACUUACAUUGCUUAAGAAGAUAUAUUUGCAUGUAAAGAUUACAUGCUCAUAUAUCUAGAUAUAUGUUUAUCGCUAUAACAGAGUUUUAUCUGUGAGAUUAUCAAAAUGAAUACAUUGCAAACUCAGCAAUAAAAGUAGAUUUUGCUACUAAUUCUGGUAAGAUGAGAUAUUCUUCCUUAUAAAA